Durusdinium trenchii is the source of this 1416-nucleotide messenger RNA. NCBI's taxonomy places the organism in Eukaryota, Dinophyceae, Suessiales, Symbiodiniaceae. The record is from the annotation of a GenBank genome assembly.
AUGGCUUCUUGGAGUGUUGAAGACCUUGUGAAAGAAAUCACAGACAUGGAGCUUAUCUCCAAGAUGAACAGAGGUAGUGAACUUCUACCAAAGAUGAAAGAUGCUUUGAAAUGCAAGGUUGAUGCUGCUCAAAUGCUUUCACCAUCAAGUUUUGUCACACUGACCAGCACCUUGCAAAAGAGCGCCUUGCCUGAGGAUAUCAAGAGUGAAUUGGUGACAUGCUUGGAGGAAAAAACUGCAGCUUCAAUUCAGGGGCCAACAAGGCUGCAGACGACACCUCAAAGUAUGACAAUGUCUUUUAACUACCUUGCCAAGAAUGAAUGGCAACAAAUUCUUGAUGGGUGCAAUACCAUCGAUGCUGCUUCCAUUUUGAUCAAAAGGAUGAAGAAGUGUGGGCUGAGAAGCUUGAAGGAAGAUACAAAGAAGCACAUGACAGCCUUUCUUGUCUGCCUCCAAAUGAAUUCCACCAAGACCCUUCCUCCAGCUGCUGAGAUGUACAAACUAUCCCAGUUUGUUCAUGACACCUUCAUUGCCUGUGGUGUUCAACCAUUGCACGGUGGUAUGGCCAAAUAUCCUCCAAGUCCUUUUGACAUUGGAGAGGCACUUUGGUUACAAGUUUUGGUGCAUGCAUUCUUGGAGGCUUGCUAUGAGCCUGACAAUUGGCCUUUGAGAUCACCACCUGACAUUGUGGCAAAUGUGGGCACCAUUGUCAAACAGGUUAAGAUCAGGGUGAACUCCAAAGACCUCAAGAAUGUGCCAACACCUCAGCAGGCUUCAUCUUCAAGCACUAUGGCAGGGGGUCUUAUGAGUAUGCUCAUGGACCAGGCAAAAGCCUUAGAUGCUUUGAAGAGUCAGCAAGUGAACAAUGACCAAAAUGGAUUGCAAUUGGCAAGGUCUUCUUCACAUCAAUCUCUUGAAUCGCCUGAGUCCAAUCCAUCAACCAUAGAUUUGCUUAACAGGAAAGUGUUGCCUGUUGAAUCAAAAGAACCUCUACCUCUUCCUGCACCUUCUGCUGAGCAUGAGACAGAGGGUACUCCUGAGGAGAUUGCUGAAGACAAGGCCAAUGACCAGAAGUCCCUUGAAGAUUAUGAGAUGGAAGCACAUGAUAUGCUUACCAAAAGGCAAGCAAGAGCAAUCGAUGCAGUGAUGAAGAGGCCAGCCUCAAAAGCAGCCUCACAAAAGGCAACACAUGUGCCAAAGAAGAAAAAGAGCAGUUCCAAGGAUGAUGACAUGCCUUCAAAGAAGCUGUCACCUGAGUUCAAGAAAGGAAUCUAUGGAUGCCUGAGGUGCAGGGGCAAUGUCAAAGGGUGCUCUACAUGCUGGGAGCCCUCAUUUCAAGGCCAAAGGUUUUCCAGCAGAUCUGAAUGGAGCUCAUUUGCGCAGAAGAAGUCUUUGAAGGCUAAGAAAAGCAAGUGA